AAAGGGCAGGCUUUCAUUCAGCAGUGAAACAUGUGCACUUCUCGCGAAAUCCACUUUCUGUGAAUCUGGGGCUGUGAACAGUAUUGAUCACUGGCUCUCAAUGAGAGGAUUAAUGGGAAUUCAGACAAGUGCUUGGACGCUUACUGGUGCAAAUUUGGAACUAGUUACUGCUCCAUAAUGGGUUACAAAUCAACAUCCAUGCAUUGUGUGUUAAGAUGCCUGUGCUUCAUGCUUCUCCAUUUCUUUAGUGCGGCUCAAGAUGAAGACCUAAGAAGUUGUAGGACUGCACCAUGUGAUUUGGUCUUUAUUCUAGAUGGCUCGUGGAGUGUUGAAGAUGUCAAUUUUGAAAUAGUGAAGCGAUGGCUAGUCAACAUAACGACGAGCUUCAAUGUCGGGCAGAGGUUUACCCAGGUUGGAGUCGUCCAGUACAGCGACAGUCCCCAUUUAGAAAUACCUCUGGGGAAGCACUCCACCAACAGAGACCUCAUCAAGGCGAUGGAGUCCAUUGAAUACAGGGGGGGUAACACAAAUACCGGGGCAGCUAUUGAGUUUGCUACAGACAGACUAUUUGGCCUCUCUGAGCGAGCGAGCGUUUCCAGAAUUGCUGUUGUCCUCACAGAUGGGAAGUCUCAAGAUGAGGUUCUGAAAGCUGCUGAGGCAGCGAGGAAAAAAGGAGUAAUCCUGUUUGCAAUUGGUGUUGGUCCAGAGACAGAAAAGGAUGAGCUGAGGGACAUUGCAAACAAGCCAUUUUCAACUUAUGUCUUCUCUGUUGAGGACUACAAAGCUAUUUCCAGGAUCAGGCAGGUCAUAAGACAGAAACUAUGUGAAGAGACUGUUUGUCCCGCCAGAAUUCCUAUAGAUUCCCGUGACGAGAAGGGCUUUGAUAUCCUGUUACAUUUAAAUCUGGCAAAAAAAGCAAAGAACACUCAAGGGACGUUUUAUGGCUCUAAGGCCUAUCAGGUGACGUCUCGUGUUGACUUGAGUGAAGCUACACGGAACCUUUUUCCUGAUGGCCUGCCUCCUUCAUAUGUUUUCGUGGCCACAUUGAGGUACAAAGGAUCACUUGCAGAAGAGGAGUGGGACCUGUGGAGAGUACAGACACGAGAUGGUAAACCUCAGAUGGCGGUAACUUUAAACGGUUUUGACCACACCGUCAUGUUCACAACAACCAGCAAGGCACCAAAUGGGAUUCAGACUGUUACUUUUUCACAACAGACAGCAAAGCUGUUUGAUGAGAAAUGGCACCAGCUACGUCUGCUGGUCACCGAAGAGGAUGUCACUCUUUAUGUUGAUGACUUGGAAAUUGAAACCUUAUCACUGGAGCCCCCUGUUGGCAUUUUCAUCAAUGGAAAAACCCAAGUAGGAAAAUAUGUCAGAAAGGAAACAACAGUGCCAUUUGAAAUUCAGAAACUUCGCAUUUACUGUGACCCUGAGCAGAACAAUCGGGAGACUGCUUGUGAAAUACCUGGAGUUUGCUCUGAUCGCGUUGAACCGACUCCAGAACCUUGUGUUUGUCCUCCUGGACCUCCCGGACAACCAGGAAUGAAGGGAGAGCAAGGAAGCAUUGGUAUUCCUGGUCAGCCUGGUCCUCCUGGUGCUGAUGGUAAGCCUGGUAUCCCUGGGCUUAGAGGAAUUCCAGGUUUCCCAGGUUCGCCGGGAAUUAAGGGGUCACGUGGACCAGAUGGGUACAAAGGAGAGCAAGGGAGGCCCGGUGUUUCGGGUGAGAGGGGUAUUCCUGGGUUACCGGGGCCACCUGGACAACCAGGCGAGAAGGGUGCACAAGGGACCCCGGGAGCAGCAGGGUUACCAGGAAAAACUGGACAUGUGGGAGAAAAAGGAAGUAUAGGACCUCUUGGGCCACAAGGUCCUCUGGGAGAACCUGGUCUACCUGGGAGAGAUGGAAAGGGUGGAUUUCCAGGAAGACCUGGUCAAAAGGGAGAAGCUGGAGCCAGUGGUAUUCCUGGUACUGACGGAAGGGAAGGCCAUCCUGGUAUGCCUGGAUUGCCUGGAAAUGCAGGCCUGGAUGGACAAAAGGGAGAAGUUGGUGAGCCUGGACCCAGGGGCUUUAAAGGAUCGACUGGACCACCUGGUGAAAUGGGAUUACCUGGUGAACCAGGUUUGCAAGGACCGAUCGGACUGAAGGGGAAUAUGGGUGAAAGAGGAAGUCCGGGCAUAAAAGGCACACCGGGGCUUGCGGGCAGUGCAGGGCAACCAGGAAGUCCAGGUCAACCAGGGCACCCAGGCAUGCCAGGAAUGAAGGGAAGCAAGGGACAGAGGGGGAAUCCAGGUGAAAGGGGUGACAUGGGGAUGAAAGGUGAAAAAGGAGAGCAGGGGCGGCCAGGGGGUGUGGGAUCACCUGGUCCAAUGGGUCUGAAAGGAGAGAAAGGGACAGCAGGGGAUCUGGGGCAGAGAGGUCAAGAAGGUCAAGUUGGACAACCCGGACAGCCAGGUCAGUCAGGCCAACCAGGCCCCCGAGGGUUGCGGGGAGAUAUGGGCCCUCCUGGCCCACCUGGACCCGAAGGAAGAUAUUUAAGUGCAAUGUCAGACAAUCACAUUCGGCAGAUAUGCAGAGAGCUUCUUCAGGCUGAGCUGCCUCUAUUGAUACUGAGCAAUCAGCAGAGUAGCUGUACCAGGUGUCAAAGUCAGCCUGGAUCUCCUGGCCCACCAGGUCCAAUGGGGCCCCAGGGACUCAGAGGUCUUCCUGGGCUUAGUGGUUCUAGGGGACUGCCAGGCCACCCUGGUCGGCCGGGGUAUCCUGGGAUUAAUGGUCUCAAAGGAGAACCAGGUUUCAAAGGGGAGAAGGGGAGCCCUGGUCGGGUCAUGAUUGGAGACCAUGGGCCUCCUGGACCUCCAGGUCCAAUGGGUCCGGAGGGACAUGGUAAACCAGGUACUCCAGGUAAACCUGGGCCCCCUGGUCAAAAUGGCCCAGAGGGUAAAAGUGGUAAUCCUGGCAUCCCUGGUGAGCCUGGUGUGUGCGAUCCAUCCAUGUGCUAUGGAGGCAUGAUGAGGCGGGAUUCUUACAGCAAAGGCCCAAACUAUUGACAUAAGGCAGCAUCACUGCAGGCACCAGUAUAAAGCUGAUGCAGAACAGAUAUUCUCAGGAAGAUCUCACCAUUACAGUUCCUCUCUGACAUGGAAACAAAACGUACCUCUUCUGACACCGUUUAUGUGACACCUUUUAUGCAUCCCAGUUUCUUUGAUGGUAUUUUGUAUUAUUAGUCAUAUGGCUUUGAACAUUCUUUGAAAAUUUAAUGGUGUUAAGAGGAUUAAUGAUUGGCUCCAGUGAAUACCUCUUAUCCAAGCACCUUAUAUGAGGUAUCAAAUGUGCCAGCCAUGUAACGCACGGUACUCACUGCAUUUAAGAUUACUACGCAUAGACUCAUGCACACCAUCUAUGAACACACUACAGCUAACAGUUUGAUGGAUAUCUGGGUUUGUGUAUAGGUAGGAAAUGUAAGUGCAGUGCCUGUCGUAUUAGGUGCAGCAUACCAAACGCCAGCAAACAUAAAGGUCUAACCAAGAUUUUAUUGCAUAUCAGGAAAGCUUAUUAUGGUUUUCCAACACAAUCUUACCAAAUCUUCUGCUUUGCUGACAAAAAACAUACACCUGUUUACUGUUUGAGCCUUAUAUUUAAUCUUGAUGAAGAGAUGAAUUUAUAAUUAGAACUAAUGAGAACACCUUUGAGUCUGAGGUGUUUGUCAAUCCUGCUGUUGUCUGAAGCUGUUGGCAUUUAGUAAGCUCAGAGGAAGGACCCAUUUUGAGCCAUGCCAUCAUUUACUUUGGAUGAGAUUUAUGGCAUGCACUGCAUUAACAUCAACUAAUUACAUGCACACCUACUUCAAAACGUGAGGUGUAUGUGCAGAUUACACAUACAGUCAAUUAUGUUGAACAUUAUUUACAUGCAACCUUUCGAUUCUUGUGAACCACACCUAAAUAAACCCACCAUUUCCAGUGUGACACCUAUCAGUAUAAGGCCUAUGUGUACAUACAUGUGCAAAUUGUUUGUGAAUUCUAAAUGAAUGGUGAUUGUUUGGUCACAUCUUAAUAUGGCGUUACUAAAGCGUUUGACUGCAGUUGGCUGACAUAUUUGACUCCUAAUAAUCUUGAAGUUUGUACUGUAAGUCCCUGUGGCUGGUACACUUUCUUAUAUUGCCCCCUUGUGUUCCUUCACUGCAUGUUUCGUUAUAAGAUUUUACUGCACAUAGGGCAGGUGCCACAUGUUCCACUAAAAAACAGAACAACAAAAAUCAACACUCAAACACACACAUGAAAAAACAAUGAUGAUUUGUGAAUUGAUUCGUGAUGAAUUAUCACAGAAAUUAACAAGUUUCUGCGCAAAACUGUGACUUUGAUUGCAUCUCGCUGAGUACUCACUCCUGGAAGCUCGAAUUCAUAAAGCAUUCUGACUUUUGUGCGUGAAAACUUUUUACAAAACACAUCACCCCUGUUACCCUCCUACUGCAAUACUUCUCCAUUCA
This is a messenger RNA of Pundamilia nyererei, 4478 nucleotides long. It is a transcript of the gene col21a1, whose product is annotated as collagen, type XXI, alpha 1. Gene Ontology annotation, biological process: extracellular matrix organization. Gene Ontology annotation, molecular function: extracellular matrix structural constituent conferring tensile strength. The record is from RefSeq and is a predicted model, not a curated record. The transcript is spliced from 29 exons. NCBI's taxonomy places the organism in Eukaryota, Metazoa, Chordata, Actinopteri, Cichliformes, Cichlidae. Bases 178 to 3042 code for a protein of 954 amino acids.